GAGAGGCCUCAGUAGCCAACACGUGCCGCCAGGACUUUCCCUGAAGCUAGUCGCGUGCUGUCCGCCCUGGUGUCUUGUUUUGUAACUAAUUGCUCGCUGGUCGCUGGUCGUGGUGCGUGGGUCUCGACCGUGUGUGUGUUUUGUUCCUGUUGUGUUGUGCGGUGAAACGUCGUGGCCGGUGUCCGCACGGACCCGGGUGAGCGUGCCGGGUCGUCGUCAUUUACUUGGCCAGUAGUGCAAGGACCCGGCCUCCACCACGCUGAACUUCACGGACUUCUCGGCCACCUACCCGACGAGCAUGUCGUCGGGAGGUGCAGCCGAUCCGCUGGACUCAGAAGUGGUGUCCAGCAAGUCCGCCUUUAUGGAGCUGCAGAGCCAAGGGCUCGGUGGUGCUCCCGGACCUCACCAACCGUACCCCCUUCGUUCUCCGUACCCGGGCCCUCCGGGGCAAGGUCAUGAUGGUGCGGGGGGUUUCCAGCAAGCCCCCCGGGGGCUAGGGGCUUACCCAUUCCCCAUCAACAACGGACCUCUGCAUAACUCUUACGCCACUCAUCCGACGCAUCCGUACCUCAGCACGUAUCCGGGAGGACCGUGUGGUCCGUGCCCUUCGCCUCCUCGGGACGGGGACUGGGGACUGCGGUACUGUGGACAGCUGGUACACCUUCCCAAAUCCGAGGACAUCAAAGGAAAACACGACAAAUCUCAACUGGAAGAAACGCUCAGGGUGAACGGCAAGGGAAAGAAGAUGAGGAAACCCCGCACCAUCUACUCUAGCCUUCAGCUUCAGCAACUCAACAGGAGGUUCCAAAGAACGCAGUACCUGGCACUCCCGGAGCGGGCGGAACUCGCUGCUUCUCUGGGACUCACGCAAACGCAGGUCAAGAUCUGGUUCCAGAACCGACGGUCAAAAUACAAGAAGAUGCUCAAGGCUCAGCAGCAGGGUGGCGGCGGAGCGCCCCCAACUCCGGGUAGCGGUAACGGAGGCGCCAACGGAGGCAGCGGAGGCGGCGCUGGGACGCCUCGGACGCCCACACAGCCGCCACACACCCCUAACCCGGCGCCAGGAACUCCCGGACCACCGUCGUUGGGUCCUCCGGCUUCUGCGGGCACGCCGCAGUCGCCCAGUGAACCGUCACCCGGCCCUCAAAGUCCACCGAUGCCCAACCACCAUCAUCCGCACCCCCAUCAGCAUCACCAGCACAUGCCUCCAGGCACGGCGACAAGUCUCACGCCGCCAGCCAUGUCGCCACCACUCAACACUUGGGACAUGCAUCCUGCUAAAGCGGUCGCCAUGUCAGGUUAUAUGCCGCAGUACACGUGGUACCACCAAGCGGACCCUUCUAUGAACCAACAGAUUCUCACCUAGCGGUGGUUUUCUAAAGCGGCUUCACGUGUAUAGGUGGUGUUUAAAAGGUUGAACUCAUUGCGUGAUUUGAACUCCGGGACUCCGGGGCUAAGCGACCGCCGUGGAGGACUGUGGUCUCAAGCUUCGUUCAAACUGUGAUCUCUCUCGUAUAUCUUGUGGCCCGUUGUUCGCCGAGUGGUGCUGUGCCGUUCUCUCGAGUGGUGUUCGAUAGUGUGGUUUUGAGGAGCUGCCUCAAUGCACAGCUUCGCGCUCGCCAGAAAUCACAUUGUACGGUCUUUCGCCAAUGGAGACCUUGGAAGGUACCUGGAAUUUGUUCGGAAAGUAGCGUUCCAAACGCUUGCCGCAACUGCAGUCUUAGAUAGAUUGCAAUUUUAUUACAUAUUGGACUACCUCAAUCUUUUGAAGCCAAGCGGUUGCAUCCUGAUUACCAUUUCCUUUCUCUACAGAAGAAAAUGCCGACCUAAAGCAAACUUGAAAGAAAAAAGGAAUGUCAUCAUGGGCAUGCUACGGUAUGAGCUCAUCAGCUCAUCUUUCUACGCUUAUUUCUUUUUCCAUUUCCUUCGUUAUCUUUCACUAUAAGUGCUAUAGAGUGGCGGGCAUCCUUGUUGGUGAACUCUACAUCUCCACGUUUUUCUUGCUCUCUUUUGUUUCCCCCAAUACAAUACAAUACUGUAUGAGCUCAAGUACAGCACAAACUAUUUAUUAACUAGAACGCUGCCAUCAAGCGCCAAAAUCAAUAAAAAAAACAUGAAUUAAUAUCUCGAUGAGUGGGUAUUUACAGUCGAAAAAGAAAAACAGAAAAAUCACCUGGCAUAACUAUGAGAGAAACUUAAUGUACCUAUUUAUUUAUAUUUCGCGCCACUCGAUUCAUUGCGUGUGUCGCAAAUAAUGUCUCUCCGCGUCAUCACUGCCCUUCUUAGUGAGACCAAGCGUUGACAGGAAAGCUUUAAAGGGGCAGUCCACGAGCGCCUUGACCACGCCACCUGUCGUCGAAUACCAUACACAUCCUCCUCUUGCUAACCCUCCCCUUUCCCUACACGCUUUUGCGUUACUUGGUAUUCUGACGUAGAGUCCUGCUGUAUACUCCCUUCAUCUCGGUACUGCUAGCAGUACCGAGCUUCCAAAUGCUGUUGUUUCCUUUUUUUUUUUUUUUUUACAAAGCCACGGAAGAAUUUCCCGCCAGCAUGCGGCGUGGCAAGGAUGCUCCGGGGCUGUGCCUUUAAGUGGCGUUAUUUAAGUAAUGUAACAUGUGUAGAGAAGGAAAGGCUGAACUUACCGCUGCCACGUGUGCCUGGGCCACAGAUUGUACAUAUUCGCACACGUGCAAAAGCAUCAUGUCAUCUGUAAAAUGAGAUUUAUGAACAUGAGAAGAGACGUUCAUUAAAGUUGUACAGGCGUGAAGUCGAGAACAUUCCUUGUCGAUGUUCUCUCUGAGUGGCGUUCCAUGUGUCCGAUGGUGUAUAUUAUUUUGAAGGCGUCUUCAAAUAAACGUAUCUUAUGGUUGUACAGAACCAGAAAAGUGA
This is a messenger RNA of Ornithodoros turicata, 2889 nucleotides long. Its product is annotated as homeotic protein distal-less-like. Gene Ontology annotation, biological process: regulation of transcription by RNA polymerase II. The record is from RefSeq and is a predicted model, not a curated record. The coding region runs from base 299 to 1366 and encodes 355 amino acids. The transcript is spliced from 4 exons. Gene Ontology annotation, molecular function: RNA polymerase II cis-regulatory region sequence-specific DNA binding; DNA-binding transcription factor activity, RNA polymerase II-specific. NCBI's taxonomy places the organism in Eukaryota, Metazoa, Arthropoda, Arachnida, Ixodida, Argasidae.